GAAGUCCGGGACGGAGGCAAGCACGCACUCUUGAUUCUCGACACUGUCGCUCCCCUCUUGGAUGCUUGGGAAUUGGCUAUGGAGCUUGCUGAGGCGGCCGGCGACCUCGGUGAUGCAGAGGCCCUGGCGGCACAGAGGCGUGCUGCUCUUGCUGCCUUGCUGGAACGGGCGGCAAGCCUCCAAAGUGGAGGAGCACUGACAAUGUUGGCUCUCUUAGAAACUGAGGCCAUGGCAGCUCUUGGCAUUCCAGGGCAGCGCCAGGCUCCGAACGCGGAAGCCAACGAGCUGACCUUCAGCCUCGCCGACUUCCGAGGUCGGAGGCAGAGUGAAUUGGAGCGUCUACAGCGGUUGCAGGACCGCGGCGUGCAGCUGACUGAGAGCUCCUUGUCCGCGCUGGGUAUCACGCGCCCUGGUGACGUGGCAAAGGGUGUGAAGUCAGCGCGCGAGAUGCAGAGUCUCUCUGAUGGUCAGGCCGUGCUCGACAAGUCCAUGGCUGCUGCCGGCUUGUUCCCGGCAAUGGUGCCAGGCGCCAGCUUCUCCCGCUUCGGCCUCGGCUCCGACGUCGGCGCCUCGAAGGCGGUCGCUGCGCACCUCCGCACCUUGCUGGCCUUGGAACAGGCACACUUUCGACCCACGACGGCGGAAGUGGACAGCCAUCAGUCCAGGCAGUUGCAGGCGAGCUUGCAACAUCUCGCAUCUGUGCGGGCUGUCGUGCGGGAGAUGUGGAUGUCGUGCCUAUCUCAGAGAGUUUCGGGCCACAGCUGGGCCGGCCGUUCCUGCCGCGAGAGUCGUGUGGGGCUGGCCCAGUCCCACGCUCCAGAGCGAAAGGUUGUGCCAUGCAGCCGAUGGUGGGCGAAGCAGGCCUUGCUUGCCGCCUUGCUCCUGGAGGUGUACGAGCGGCACAGCUUCCUGCUGAUGCUCCUGCUCUUAGCCGCUGCAGCAGCCGCACUGUUGCGAAGCUGUGGUGCAGACGCGAGGCGGUUGGCCUGGCACUUGCUACGCGCAAGGCAGCCCAAUGCAAAGCUCUACAGACAGGCGGGUGCAUUUUGCAGCGGCUGCGGUGCCAUCGAGGUUCGUGAAGUCCUUGAAGACGAAGACCUUUGCGAAGAACUUGCACGGCACCUGAACUUGAGACCACUGGAGUUAAAGCGCUUUGCUUCUGUGGCCGCAGAGGUGCGGGCUGAUCCUGCAAUUGAGCUGGUGGAUGCUGAGGAGGUCCCAGAGGCGGAGUCCGUUGGGAACCCUGCAGACGAGGUCCCCGGUGCUCAGCACCACUCCUUCCGCACAAGCGGAUGGAAUUCCAAGCGCAGCAUCAAAAGUGCGCGUGGCGGACGAGGCCGUGGGGGCUUGGGUCACUACUUUGAUAGUGUGACAUCCGACGACCAAGCUGUGCGGGGAGGCCGUGGUGGCUCGGGCCACUACUUCGAUUGUGUGGCAUCAGACGACCGAGAUGUGGGGGGAGGCAACCACCCACCGCAACGGAGCCACGCAGCAAAUCCAUACUUCAGUAGCCAGGUGGGCGAAUCGUCGCCGGGCGAGGACAGAAGUAUAGACUACGCACAAACAGACAAUUGCUCCUCAGACCCUAAACCUAAACCGUCAAGGCCGUUGCAGAAUUCAGUCAGUAAACAUAAGACGGAUGAAGGCGAUGCAGGUGUAGGUUUCUUUUCUAAGCAGCUCUGGGUCUGUUGGUUUCGUGAGUUCCAGGCUUUGGGUUCAUGUGUUGUGUGGGCGGAAGAGGAGGAGAGAAACAAAGACUUGCCGCAAUGA
Symbiodinium necroappetens is the source of this 1770-nucleotide messenger RNA. Lineage: Eukaryota; Dinophyceae; Suessiales; Symbiodiniaceae. The record is from the annotation of a GenBank genome assembly.